AUGUGCGCGAGCGACGUAGAGAUGACAAGAUUUUUUGCAAAGCUAUCUAGAGUGAGUGUCACUAAGCUAACGCAAGAGUUGACCCACGCUGAGUUGACGCGCAGAGAAUGCUCUGAAAUACACCCCACCAGCCGCGACGACAUCCUCAACAUCACCAACUGCCUCGGGGUUGGAGCGCUUCUCACUCAUCCUCUCAUCUACAAUGGACACGCAGAACACGAGGACCGAGCACGGUUCAAGUCCCACGCCGACCUCCUCUCCACGAAGAUCACCACCUUGACUCACAUCAUCUCUGGUCUCCAACGUGCAGAGACGCUGUACAGAGCAGCUGCCUCGCCUAUUCACUCCAUCCCCAACGAGUUGUUGACGAGGAUCCUAUGGUUCGCGACAUGGGAGAGUGGUGGGGGGACCAGCUUUGAGGUGAACGAGCGGUUGAGGUUGGUGUGCGAGUUGUGGAACCAGUGUGUGAUGAGGAGUCCGGAGAUGUGGUCGAGGAUCGAUGUGGUUAGUCUCCUGAAGGAAAGAGAGAGUGGUGGAGAGGAUAGGAGGGAUGAAAGCCUAGCGUUAGAACGUGCCAUCACACUUGCCUCGGACUACCCACUCGAGGUUGUGCUCAGCCUGACGGACGGGAACUUUGACAUCCGCUCUUGCCCCCCGGAGAGGGUUCUUCACAUUUCCCAGGUAUUACAAGGGUGCAGUGACCGAUGGACUUGCCUGACCGUCGAAGAAGACGCAAUAGACGAUUUAGUCCAAUCGGGUUGGCUCCCUACAAGGCUCCCUCGUCCGAUGCGGAGUCUCGUUCUCCAAGGCAAAGCACUCUUUCGAGAAGAUUGGAAGAGCGGAACCCCGUACAACAUCACACCAGACAACCUUCCGACCUUUCCUACGGAAUGGAAUAUGACCAAUCUGACACAUCUCAUACUCUCCGGGUCUGCACUCGCCUUGACCCCGCCCAAACCCGAGAAUGGGGUGGGACCCAGUUCGACUCCGAGGGAGGCUUAUGAGCCAUACACCGAUCCUGCACCACCGACUCACUUCCCGCCCUUCGUUUGGAAUAUCACACACCUCACCGUCCAAUGGCGCUGUGCAAUGCCAGUCCUGUUCGAUCUCAUCCACGCGGCGCCCCAAGCUUAUUUCUCUGGACUGGGAUAUCCGAACGGGAGAGACGUGUUCUUCCUCCGGUCUUCACCCUUCUUUUACCACUCCAACUUGAAGUCGGUGAAGAUUAUACAAGUGUCUAUGUCGGACGUGUUUUUCUUCUUCAAUGGCGUUGGGCUUUCGCAUCAGGCGUUGGAGAUCGAGAUCGAAGGAGUGCCGUUGCGAAGGUAUCAGAGGAAUGUGAACUCUGGGAGGACAGGGAACUGGGUGGAAGCUUCAUUUGGGGCUGAUAAUCUGGACCGAGUUGGGGCGACGUUGUGGAGGAAGGUGUUCUCUCCCCCGCGCUUCGAUGGCAACAUCAAGAUGUUGAGGAUCAAGGGUUUCCCGGCGGAUACAGCCCAAUGUUUCUCGAAUAUCGAGGUUAUUGAGGUAGUUGAUAUCCGUUAA
Messenger RNA from Coprinopsis cinerea okayama7#130, 1545 nucleotides. RefSeq lists its product as hypothetical. Bases 1 to 1545 code for a protein of 514 amino acids. The transcript is spliced from 2 exons. The record is from RefSeq and is a predicted model, not a curated record. Lineage: Eukaryota; Fungi; Basidiomycota; Agaricomycetes; Agaricales; Psathyrellaceae.